Molecule: messenger RNA, 6469 nt
Organism: Doryrhamphus excisus (bluestripe pipefish)
Lineage: Eukaryota; Metazoa; Chordata; Actinopteri; Syngnathiformes; Syngnathidae
Biological process (GO): homotypic cell-cell adhesion; T cell extravasation; positive regulation of neutrophil extravasation
Cellular component (GO): plasma membrane
Source: RefSeq, a predicted model, not a curated record
UGUCUUUUCCAAACCAGACAAAAGAGAAGACGGAGACCAGCACCACACAUCGGAGCACCUUGGAGAUAACACACAUAAACACACACACAUAAACACACACACACACAUAAACACACACACUCCGAACACAACCGAACCUUUAUUGUCCAGGAGUCAGACGCCGGGGUCCGCUCUCACGAAGCGUUACGAUGAUGUCAUACCUGUGGAUUCUGGUCCUGGGAAGCUUGUUGACCGGAUGUGCAAAAACACAAGAUGAGGAGGCUACGAUAGAAGACCCAACAGCCCCGGCAACCUUAAUGCCUGAUGUAGAGGAGCAAGCGGAAUCAGAAACUGAUGGCGCCUCAGAAGCUAUAGAAGAGAUACCUGAGCCGACUGAAGCUGCAGCCCAUGAGCAAGUCACUCCUGCUGAGGAAGAAGCAGAACCGGAGGUCCCUUCAGAGGCAGACCCAGAACCAGAACCAGCAGUUCCUGCUGAGGCGGAGCCAGAACUAGAAGCAGAAGCCGAACCAGAAGCUGCUGCAGAAGAUGAACCGGAAUCCCCCGCAGGAGGAGAAGCUGAAACAGCCGCAGAAAGAGAAGAAGAACUAGAAGCUCCUACAGAAGAAACAGAAGAAGGUCCCGCUGCUACAACAACACAUGGACCUGCAGCUGAUCCAGAAGUGAAAGAUCCGGAAUCUGAGCCCCACGUUCCCAAUAUGGAUGAGCAACCUUCAGCCACCACGGAUGCACCACCAGCACACGAGGAGGGUGGAUCUGAAGUGGAGGCCACAGCAGGAACCGAUACAGACGUGCAGCACGAAAAGGAUGAGUCGGCUGAUGUGGCUCUGGAGGAAGAGGAGGUGGCGAACGUCAACACAGAAUUAGAGGUCCCGACAGUCAAAGCGGCACCUCCUGCUCCGGAAGUUCACUCAGAUGGAGGAUUUAACUUGGAGGAUGCGCUCUCCGAAGGCGACGCACGGGACACGCCCCCGCAACCAGGGCGGAGCCGUAGCGCAGGAUCAGGGGCGCAUGUUGCUGAAGCCACAGGAGAAGAUUCUGAAGAGGAAGUGGAAGAAACCAGCUCAGGUUCCUUGGCUGCAAUCUUGUGUGCACUGGGCGUGGCCAUUGUGGGAGCAGCCACUGGAUAUUACACCUACCAGAAGAAGAAACUAUGCUUCAAGAACAUGCAGGAAGAGGAUCCAGAGGCUGCACGCAAAGCCGACGAUGGGGAGGCUCGAUCAGAUCCUCAGGUCCUUAACAGCCUACUGAACUCGUCAUAGAGCAUCCACGAUCAUGUGACUGGACCUGGACCAACCACAGCUAAGCAAAGUGGUGAUCUCACUGUAGGCUCUGUCCACUGUGGAGCUGCCCCAAAGUGGGGCUGUGUGUGUGUGUGUGCGUGUGUGUGUGGGUGUGGGUGUGUUUGGGGGUAAAAGAGCAAAGUAACAACAAUCGGCCAGCAGUUUACCUAAAUAUUAUUAUAAAAAUGAUUGAAUGAUACAUUUUUGCCUUCCAUCUAUUUGUAGGAAUUCAGUGUGAACUUUAAAAAAAAAAAAAGAUGUCUUUUUUUAAUGUAUUAUAUCUAUAUACGUAUACGACAGGGUUUAACCGUUUCCAAACCAGCCACUCUAUCCAAGCAACUUCAAACUUAAUUAUUUGAGCAAUCAAACCGAAACAACAUCACAAGUUGACUGGCAUCUGUAAAGCACCAAGAACUGAGCGCAUCACAAGAAGUUAGCAUCUGUAUUCCGACAAAAAGCAAUAGAUUGUAGCGUCCUGUGGGUGCAGCAGCUCGAGACAAAUAAAGAACACCAUCAUUUUCAAACCUAAUUUCAGUUAUGUUUCCAAGCAAAAUAAAGACUUUCUUUUUAGUUCCUGUGGUGAAAAAGUCAACAGUCUGAGUUUUGGGUCUGAUGCCCUGGGGGGGUGUACCGCAGAGCCAGUUUAGUGGGUUAGUAAUGUCUGUUGACUCUAAAUCCAGGCUUGUCUGUAUGAUGGCGCUAUCGCUCUUUUAAAGCGGCGUAUCGCCAUGGUAACUAUGGCUAAACUCAACCAGAUAAUGUCCGGAUUUCCAUCUUUAAAUUGGCUAUGAAAGCACUGCUGUUUUCGUUAUGUACAGUAAAGCAUGUACACAGAACUCCGUGGACGUGGGGGGCAAGAAUUAUUCGAGCAGCACAAUGACGGGUGCGACCAGAUUAAUGAAUAUGUUAAUUAUUAAUAUAAUAUUAAGUACAAAUAAUAUUAAUUAGGCCAAUGUUAGCCAAUGUCUGUGUCACAGUAUUCCUCGCAUGAGUACUCAGCCCGUUUUUCUUUCAUUCAUUCAUUCAUUUUCUACCGCUGGAGCCUAUCCCAGCUGUCUUUUGAGGCAAGAGACACACUGGACUGGUGGCCAGCCAAUCACAGGGCACAUAUAGACAAACAACCAUUCACACUCACAUUCAUACCUAUGGACAAUUUGGAGUCGCUAAUUAACCUAGCAUGUUUUUGGAAUGUGGGAGGAAACCGGAGUACCCGGAGAAAACCCACGCAUGCACGGGGAGAACAUGCAAACAGAGAUGGCCGAGGGUGGAAUUGAACCCUGGUCUCCUAGCUGUGAGGUCUGCGCACUAACCACUCGACCACUGUGCCGCCCGAUUAGAGAAUAUGUGAAUUAUUAAUAUAAUAUUAAGUACAAAUAAUAUUAAUUAGGCCAAUGUUAGCCAAUGUCUGUGUCACAGUAUUCCUUGCAUGAGUACUCGGCCCGUUUUUUUUUUAUUCAUUCAUUCAUUUUCUACCGCUUUUUCCUCACGAGGGUCGCGGGGGGUGCUGGAGCCUAUCCCAGCUGUCUUUUGGGGCGAGAGACGGGGCUGUUAAGUUGAGGUUUGAAUAUGUCAAAAGUUUCACCGUGUUGAGCAUAUGACGUCAAAGAACCGGUUUUAUGUAAACGUGCCCUCAGCGCAAAACUGUGAAUCGGAAUUUGGCAACGUAAGCACCGUCGUAGUCAUGUUUAAGUUUGGGGAAUUUUUUGUUGAGCUGCAAGGUACACAAACCCCGGGUUUGUUGAGCCACUUUUGCAGUACAUGCCGCUGGGUUUACUUUACUUUUAGGGUCCACUAAUGUACUUUUAGCAGUAAAUACAACAGUUUAGCAGUUUCCAACCCCUUUCAUUAUUGGAAUAAUAGGAAUUCGGUGCCUUCCCAAGACCCAAACUUACUAAAAUUAAUUAUAAUUUUUUUUUAAAUGCAGUGUUUUGCCACAUAAUCUACAUAAACGACUGUUCAAGAGCACAACAAACAUUCAUUAGUUCCAACAACAAACCUUUUUGACAAUCAAUAAGACAGCUUAUUAACAAAUUUGAACAAAAGUAUUGGGACACAAUACAAUCGCAUGCUCUCAUUGGUCGUUCCGUGAAGCCGUGAUCGGAUACAUUACAACGUAUCAAACCUUUGUGGAUGAACUUAAAUGAUGAACAAAAGGCUGCCUGGAGCAUGGUGUAAACGUAGUAGCCUUGUGUCCGAAUACUUUUGCUCACAUGGUUCUAUUUUAGGAGUCCAAAUACAGUUUUUGCCAACAUGUCACUGUGACAUUUUGUAAGUAAGUUUAAUAUAAAAACAAAAAAUAUAGUUGUUUCUUUUACAUUUUUAUUAUUAUUAUUUUUUUUUACUUGUCAUGAGAUGAGCAUGCCAUGAAAGCUCACUUAGCGUGUUUGGCAUGUUGUGAUGUGUGUUGACGUCCGUGUGAUUGUGAUGCAGUCAUUAGUUCAUGAGAGUGCCUUUCGCUGUCCCAGCCUGGCUUGUUCGAUGUAAACACACAAUAAAUGAACAUCGAGCACACAAUAAAUGAACAUCGAGCACACAAUAAAUGAACAUCAAGCACACAUAGAAACUAACAGUAAGUCAUACUUUAGUGUCAUGCGGUAGAUUCAUGCUUUAGUGCUGCAGUUUUUUAAAGUGUGAGACACUGCAGCUUGAGAAAAAUGAAGAAAAACACUUUUUUUUUUUUUACACCAGUCUGAAAAAAAAACAACCCCUGGAAAUAUUCAUUCAUUCAUUUUCUACCGCUUUUUCCUCACGAGGGUCGCGGGGGUGCUGGAGCCUAUCCCAGCUGUCUUCGGGCGAGAGGCGGGGUACACCCUGGACUGGUCGCCAGCCAAUCACAGGGCACAUAUAGACAAACAACCAUUCACACUCACAUUCAUACCUAUGGACAAUUUGGAGUGGCCAAUUAACCUAGCAUGUUUUUGGAAUGUGGGAGGAAACCGGAGUACCCGGAGAAAACCCACGCAUGCACGGGGAGAACAUGCAAACUCCACACAGAGAUGGCCGAGGGCGGGGACCGAACCCUGGUCUCCUAGCUGUGAGGUCUGCGCACUAACCACCAGACCGCCGUGCCGCCCCCCUGGAAAUAUAAACCUGAAAAUGAAUAAACAAAGGCAUGUGUUUUGUGCUGCAGUUUUGUAAAGCGUGAGACACUGCAGCUUGAGAAAAAUGAAGAAAAACACUUUUUUUUUUUAACACCAGUCUGAAAAAAAAAAAACAACUCCUGGAAAUAUAAACCUGAAAAUGAAUAAACAAACGCGUGUGUUUAGUGCUGCAGUUUUUAAAGUGAGAGACACUGCAGCUUGAGAAAAAUGAAGAAAAACACUUUUAAGGUAAUAAGGGACAAUUUUCGGGAAAAUGUUUUUUGAAUGAUUUGUUCAAGGAUAUAUGCUUCUUUAAAAAAAACAACAACACAAAGCAGCUUCCUGUUUAACAUGAAAAGGCAGAAUUACAUUUUAAACAUUCAUUCAUUCAUUCAUUUUCUACUGCUUAUCCUCACGAGUGUCGCGGUGGGUGCUGGAGCCUAUCCCAGCUGUCUUUGGGGGUACACCCUGGACUGGUGGCCAGCCAAUCACAGCUUUUUUUACCUACUUUAUCGUGUCAUGUUCUGACUACAUGGACUGUUAAGGUAAUUUGAUGAAAACUGAGUAGAAGAAGAAGGACAAAGCAAGAAGCCUAAAACAUACCACUUCCACACGAAAUGGGAGGAUAACUUUUUUCCCUACUUUAUUAAGACUAUUAAGGUAAUGUAAUGUAAGGCAAUGUCACAUUAAUGUAACAUUACUGAUGCUUAGUGACCGGAAUACUACAUAUGACUUGAGCCUAUCCCAGCUCUCUUCGGGUACACCCUGGACUAGUGGCCAGCCAAUCACAGGGCACAUAUAGACAAACAACCAUUCACACUCACAUUCAUACCUAUGGACAAUUUGGAGUCGCUAAUUAACCUAGCAUGUUUUUGGAAUGUUGGAGGAAAGCGGAGUACCCGGAGAUGACCGAGGUUGGGAUUGAACUAGCUGUGAGUUCUGCACGCUAACCACUAGACCGCCGUGCAGCCCCCACAUUUUCAAAAUUUUCCCGAAAAUUGUCCCUUAUUACCCCGCCGUCCCUUAUAAUUUAUAUUUUAGGGUAACAACAAUAGCUAUAAGAGUGUGUAAUAGCGCACACUUUAAAAAGCCCCGCAUUGGCAGAUGCAGGUGUACCUAAUAUUGUGGCCUGUGAGAGCACCAAUAUUGUUGUUGAUGCAAUUGAUUACACCUUUUAACUUUUUACAGUCAUCAAUGUGUGCCUCUUUAUUGGAACAAGCCAGCUGCUGUUUCUUGUCUUUGCUAAAAUAAUAUCAAUUUGUAAUUUUUUUGGAUAUGUAUACUGUAUAUGUGUAUGUAUGUGUGUGUGUUUGAUUCCUGUACAUUCUCUAUAAUGAUUGUCCUUGAAUAACUUGUGAUUGUUAUUGUAAGAAAACCUGCUUCAGAUGCGUAUCACAAAAAAAAAAAAUGGCGGAUCAACAUUUUUUUUUCUCCUGUACUGUAGCACCAAAUAUUAACAUCCGAAUGUCUUAUUUUUUUCUCUUGCCUUACACUUCCGCUGUGUUCCCUUUAAAGCUGCUUAAUAGUGACUGAAGGAGUUCACGUAACGUGCUGUUCUUGAUUAAGCCGCAAACCUGACAGGGGCUGCUGCCCGCCAUUAUUAUGAAUGAGUGACAUGAGAAGAACUGUAAAAAAAAAACAAAAAAAAAACAUGCAGUUUUCAUGUCGCCGUUUGUUCUGAACUCCUGCUUCCAUGCCAGUGUCGUAUCCAGUAGAUCAAUACUGUGAAUGUAGCUUGUCGUCCCAUGGGUGGCAUCAUGUUGUGUUUAUUUCCACAGCCAACGACUUGAGAGCGAAUCAAUAAUCAUCCUAAUUCUUAAUAAUCAGUUCAAGGAUUAUUCCUCUCUGUAUUCCUGAUUAUUAAUGCAGCAAGAACAAAGAUUGUAAACGCGGGCUGUCUGUAUACUAAAUGACUGUGUUCAGCAGCGUAUGCUUAUGUCAAUCAAUUUUCUCACGCCACGUUGGUAACGUUGUAAAAUGCAAAAAAAAAAAAAAUGACAGCAGAUGACAAAAUGACACAUUCGACAUGUCAGGUAUUUAUAGAGAGAACAUUGUUGUUAGCAGUGUGACUGAUUGAUGGGGACAGCUCAAUAAAGUCCUUCAAAGUGA